Molecule: messenger RNA, 174 nt
Organism: Funneliformis geosporum
Lineage: Eukaryota; Fungi; Glomeromycota; Glomeromycetes; Glomerales; Glomeraceae
Source: the annotation of a GenBank genome assembly
AUUAAAACUCAGACAAUUCCAAUUUUUGAAAAAACUCAUCCUGAAAUAAUUGUAGUAUUUGCAUUUGAUAAUUCCUCAAAUCAUGCAAAAUUGGCUGAUAAUACUCUUAAUGUAAUAAAUAUGAAUUUUAAUCCUGAUGAAAAACUUUGUGAAAACCUAAAGGAAUUAAAAUAA